GAAGGGGAUUUCAUCCUGGUCGAGUACGUUGGGUACGCCAACGUGUGGCACGAGCGCUUGGUGGUGCUCGCGCCCGACGGUUCGAGCCUGGCGUGCACCCUCACGCCGGACGACGACAGCUACGAGGAGGACCUCAUCGCCGUCGCUGAAGUGCGACGCUGGCUGCCGUGCGAGGGCGGACGCAUGGGCGCGUGCCCUCCAGCGGCUGCUGGGAUGCACGUGCACGGCUUCAGGGGCGCCCCCGCGCCCGCGCGGGUCGCGCAGGUGCUGGCCGCGGGAGCAGCCAGGAUGGGAGUCGCCCUCGGCGCUGAGGACACGGUGGUGCCCAACCUGGUCGGCGCUGCAGGCGGUGCUCGCCCUCGGCCUGGCGCCGCUGGCAUCGCGCCUGCCGGAGGCGCAGCGGCCGCGGCGCUCGCCGCUGGUGGCGUGGGGCCGCCCGCUGGCAUGCUGGCGGCCGCCCCCCCCGCGGCGCCCGCCGCCGGGUUCGGGGGGCCCGCCGUGGCGGCUGGGGUGGCUGGCCUGGCCGCCGCGCUCGCUGACGGCCCAGCAGCGCCCGGGGCAGGCGUCCCGGCGCUGGCAGGCCCCCCGCCGCCGCUGGUAGCGGCGCCCGCGGUUGCAGGGCCAGCUGCCGCCGAUGGCGGCCGUGGGGCCGCGGCGGCUGCGGCCGCGCCCGUGGAUGCUCGCAUCCAGCCCGUCACGUACGACUUGCAGGGCCAGCGGCACGCGGACUACCGACGCGCGGUCAUGGGCAUGACCGAGGGGGCUUUCCCCGAUUGGCCAGUCAGGGGUCCGCGGACGGCGCUGUGGGUCCUCAAGUUCAUGGAGGCUCACGGCGGUACUCCAACGGGCCGCCACUCGCGCUGGCUCUCGGAGACGCGCUUGCAGGGCACCGAGCCUGGCGUCGACGAGCAUGAGCGGGCGUGCAGGACCGUGGAGCGCAUGGUGAUCUACGACCAGCUGAAUGUUGCGAAUCUCGCCUCGGGCGAGAUGCUGGCCAGGUCGGCGCAGCUCCAGGAGGAGCGCUACAGGGACCGCGUCGCCCCGGCAGCCGACUCAGGCAGCCUCGACGCACACGUGUUGCUCGGUACUGACCAGUUGCGCGGGAACGUGUGCGUCGCGCCGAUGCUGCAGGACCACAUCAAGGACGAACUCACGAAGAUGAAUGCUUACAGGAAGGAGCAGCGCAAAGCCAGAGAGGAGCGCGACUUGGCCCGCAAGAAGAAGGGGACCAAGGGCGACAAGGGCUCUGGCAAGGCCCAGCCGUCAGCCCUCGGAGUUUCUGAAGGCCAGCGGGCGUCUCUCGCGUACAUCCAGUCCACCUUCGCCUGCCUCGAGCCGCUGGCUGAGGGCGAGGGCUUUCCCGAAGGAGCGCUUUCGGAUCUUCUCUCUGGCUCCCCGCUGUACGCCGCGGGGGGGCCUCGCCGACCCUACUCGCGGGACCUUAUCUCGUGGCCCGACGUCGGCGACGACCCCGUGCCUCUCACAAAGGUCGUUGCUGGCCCGGACGCUCAGUGGCUUAAGGCUUGGAGCUCGAGCAUGCUGCGUGGUGGCGAGGAGGCGGACGCCCUCCUGCAGCAGGUUUGCCCUCGCGGGCCGUAUGUCGACCCCCACCUUGCCUUCUCUCCGGCGACGUUCGCCGACUUCCUUGCUGAGAUGUUAAAGCGGAAGAUGAUUUGUUUCCAGGCGGAGGACCCUCGUAUCAAGCCGAUCGGAGUCUUCUGCGUGGCAAAGAAGAGCAACCGUCUGAGGCUGAUCUUUGACACUCGUACUGCGAAUGCGUACUUCACGGACCCCCCAGCCACCACGCUGCCGAGUGCUGCCGCCUUCUCGAACCUGGAGGCGCCAGGUGGCAAGGUGGUCGUCGCGGCAGGAGACAUCGACAACGCCUUCUACCGGCUGCUGAUGCCCGAGGGCUUGUGCCGCUACUUCAGGCUUCCGCCGAUCGACAGGCGGCACCUGGAGGCCCGCGGUAUCACGGGACUCCCCGAUGCCGCCAGGGUGCAGGCUUGCCUGGUCGUGCUGCCGAUGGGCUUCUCCUGGGCGCUGCACCUCUGCCAGCUGGCGCUGCGGACCGCGGUCUCGCGGGCUGGCGUGCCGGGCCACCUCAUCAUCGAGGACGGCCUCCCCGGCGUCGUCGUGGAGCCGCAGGGCCAGGCCGCCGUCGCAGGAUACGUGGACAACUACCUGGCCGUCAGCGGCGACGAGUCGGAGGCCGAUCGCGCCCUGGAUCGCAUCACCGCGGAGCUGGAGGGCGCUGGCGUGAGAGUCCACGAGCCUGAGCGGGCUUCGGACACCUGCAACUUCUUGGGGAUGGAGCUGCGGCAGGGCCGCUGGCUGGCUAUCAAGUGGCGCUCCGUCUGGAGGUUGAAGCUCGCCAUCGAGGAGCUGCUUAGGCGCGGUCGCGCCUCUGGGCAUCUCGUGCGCGUGCUGGUUGGCCACCUGACCUGGGCCUCGAUGGUGAGGCGCGAGGCGCUGGGGCUCCUCAGCGCGACGUACGCCUUCAUGAUAGCGUCCGGUGCGGAGGUGCAGACGCUCUGGCCCUCCGUGCGGACUGAGCUGUGGCGCGCCCGCUGCCUGCUGCCGCUCCUUGUGGCGGACCUCGCCGCGCCCUGGGCGACGAGGUUGGUCGCCAGUGACGCCAGCGAGGAGGGGCUGGGCGUUUGCCGCCGGCAGGCCUCAAGCGACCUCAUCGCCCGCUGCGGCCGUCUCUGCGAGCGGUGGCGGUACCGAGUGGAGGGUGGGGCGCGUGCCAGGGAAAGAGCUUUUCUCUCCUCUGCAUCGACCCGCUCACCCCUGGCAUCGUCUUUUGCCGCUGGCCCUUGCGAGCCUGCAGAUAGGGAGGUCGUGUUUGGUCACAGUCAGUUGGAUUUCGACUCGGCUUCGCUUGGCACGCUGGACCCCGACAAGUUUCCCGAGGACCCCGACCUGGAGCUCCACAACGAUGCCCCCUUGAUCUUGGAUCUCGGGAGUAAGCUCAAGGAGUUCGACGAGAUGCCCGCGGGUCUCCUGGAUGCCAAGUCUUGGAGGGGCGUAGUCGCUACGAGGGUCCAGGCGGGCCAGAACAUCUUGGGGUUGGAGGCCGACGCUCUGGUAGUUGCCUACAAGCACCUCUUGCCCCCGCCAUCGGCCUUGGAGGCCCGCGGCCGCCGCGCCGCCCUGGCGGGUCGCCUGAUGGCCGAGCGGCCGCCGAUGGGACAGCUCAGCGCCCUGGAGACCCUGGCGGUGCGGGCCAGCACGGAGGGGCAGUACCGCAGGGUCCUGAGGGAGUUCGCGGCCUUUUGCUCCGAGAGCCGCCUGGACUGGAGGGACUUCGACCAGCUCGACUUGGUGGCCACCCGCUUCCUGAACUACCAGUUCGAGCGCGGGGCCCCCGCGAGCCAGGGCUCCCUGCUGCUGGCGUCCUUGGCUCACUUCUUGCCAGGCCUCCAGGGCUCGUGGGGGGCCCAUCUGCCGCGGGCUACGAGGAGCUCGAUAGCCUGGGCGCGUCGCGUGCCCUCGAUGACCAGGGUGCCGCUUCCAUACUUCGCGGCAGCAGCGCUGGCUGGGCUUUUGGCCAUCAGCGGGCGCCGACGCAUGGCGAUUUGGAUCCUGCUUUCGUUCAGCUGCUACCUGAGGCCGUUCGAGGCGCAGGGGCUGCGAGGGGGCUCCCUCGUGCGCCCAGCGGCGCAGGCAGCGGCAUCGGCGGCUUGCUGGGCGCUGCUCUUGCAUCCCACCAGCGGCGGCCGCCCAGGCAAGACCGGGUUGUACAACGAGAGUGUAGUGAUAGAUCUCGACCGGCAGUUGUGGCCGCUGCUCGCCGGCCUCAAGGCCGCCGUGGGCCUCGGCCAGAGCCUCUGGGAUUUCACGCUGCCUGCACUGCGCGACCGCUUCAGGGAGUUCGCGGACUUGCUGCAGCUCCAGGCCCUCAACCCGACCCUCUACGCGCUGCGACGCGGCGGGGCAAGCUGGGAUCUUUUGGACGGCCGGAGGACGUUGGAGCAAACCCAGAGGCACGGCCGGUGGGCCUCGCCGGGCAGCAGGAAGCGUUAUGCCAAGGAGGCCUAUUUGCAGGAUGCCAUGACCAAAGUUCCCGACUGGGUCUUCGUGUUCGGCCGCUUCGUGCACGCCAACCUGCUAGAGAUUGUCGAGCUGGGGCCCGCCCUCACGCAACGGCCGCGCCUGCGGCAGCAGCUGCCCGCGCCCGUGCAGGCGCUGAUCGGAGCCUCGCUGCCAUAG
Prorocentrum cordatum is the source of this 4215-nucleotide messenger RNA. NCBI's taxonomy places the organism in Eukaryota, Dinophyceae, Prorocentrales, Prorocentraceae. The record is from the annotation of a GenBank genome assembly.